AUGGAUCUUGUUUCUUCUGAAAAGAUUACACUGCAGCGUAUCGCAAGUCCAGAUGCGCUCAACACUCUUCUCCAAAGCUUUAAUGCAUUACCAAGCAACUCCGCCUCCCUCUACCUCUCUAGUACUUCUCAAAACCUGAUUAUUUACGUUGCACCAAAGCGUGUAGUCAACAAAAUCAGUCUUGCGUAUCUUGCCAAGGCUCUACAUCAUGGGGAGAGAAGUGCAUGUGCAUUGAAAGACCUGCUCGAGACUGGUACAGCGACCAAGGUCUUUUUUGAUGCGCGCAAGACAGCAAAGGCGUUACUCAACAGCUGUGCCAUUAGACUGUCCAACCCGCCUGGCACCGGACGAGCUCACAUCCACGAAGUGCAGAUGAUGGAGCUCGCACUGCGCCCGAGUGAUAGCGACCGCGAGUGGCUUGCAAAGUUUGACAGGUGUAUCGCCCAGGACUCAAAUAUCGACAUCAACGUGCUCAUGCCAGACGGCUUGGGCUGGAGCAACCAGUUCGAUAAGAGGAUCCUGCAUUUGCCGACCUUGUGGAGAAAAUACCAUGAUGGGUUGCUUGCAAACCACAAUAAUUUUGGAGGAGGAGGCUUUUGGGUGGCGAAGAUUCGUGAAGCAACCCAAAAGCGAUUGGCAGUGUCGUGUGGUGAAAGUCAGCUGGGAUACAGUAUCGACAGUGCUGAGAGUGGUUGGGACAGGGAAAUGAUAGAAGAGGAGACUGAGGUCUGGAACGAUGGACUUUUGGAUGAUGCCCACCAUCAUGGUGAAAUUUUAGGGGGUGCAGAGCAUUGGGCAAAGUUCGACAUGUUGUAG
Messenger RNA from Alternaria atra, 816 nucleotides. RefSeq lists its product as uncharacterized. Bases 1 to 816 code for a protein of 271 amino acids. NCBI's taxonomy places the organism in Eukaryota, Fungi, Ascomycota, Dothideomycetes, Pleosporales, Pleosporaceae. The record is from RefSeq and is a predicted model, not a curated record. The transcript has 2 exons.